UGUGUGUGUGUGUGUGUGAGUGAGAGAGAGAGAGAGAGAGAGAGAGAGAGAGAGUGAGUAAGUAAGUGAAGUCACUAACGGCCGGGCAGGCCACGCCCACUCCAUGACUUAGACGUGCUGCGGCUGUGAUCGUUUUAAAGAACCAUGUCCCUGGGAAACUGCCUGAACGUGUCAGCAUGAGCAGCUUGGACAAACCCCGCCGUAGAGGACGACCCCAGAAAAUCCCCAACCGACAGGCUCCUCCCACUUCAUCGGAGACCAGCUCUGACCCCGCCUCCAAAGCUCACACUGCACCUGAGAAGAAAACCAGAGGAAAAGCAGGCAGAGCUGUCGCACAGCAUCCUGACUCCAAAUCCACGGCUGUCUCACCUCUGUCACCUGUCUCACACACACACACACCAGCAAGAAACGGACACUUGACCCGAAACUCCUCCGGACGUUCUCCUCGGAGAGGGAGGAAGAAGAAGAGCGAGAAGAAGGAGAGAUCAGAUAUCAGCCCUGAUGAGAGAUCAGACCCCGGUGCUGAUCCUGACACCACACAGACUGAGCAGCAAAAUGCCAGAAUAACACCACCAUCAUCAUCACCACCACCACCAUCAUCACCACCACCACCACCAUCAUCAUCACCACCACCACGCACUCAGGGACUGAGAGCUACUAAAGAGACCUCAACACACGCUACAUUGUCAUGUCCGGGUUCUCCUCAGGACACACCUGUUUCCCUGCCCAAAUGUGACUUGGCCGUAGGAACGCCGAAGCCACGGCGAGGGCGUCCACCCAAACCCCGCCUCAGCUCCACCCCACAGCGCAGCAGGACACCGCAGUCCCAGCUGCACCUCAGCCCCAUCACGAAAACACUGCCAAAGAGAGUCCGAUCUCAGAAUCCUGAAGCUCAGCGGAGGAAGAGGCCGAGGAAGAAGGCGGAACAUGAAUCGUGUGAGAUGCCACCAGUCAAAAGGCAGAGAAAGAAGAAAUCGGCGAAAGCGGAGCUUCCCCCCAGCCAGCGAAUGAGGACACGCUUUGUGCUGGAGGAUUCGGAGCACCAUGAGCCAGAAGAGACGACCUCUGACCUGUCCAUUGAGCUGAGUGUACAGGAGGAUAAUCUGUCUCUCACACAAACACUCGCGCUGGACGAUGAGGAGGACGAAGAGGACGAAGAGCUGCCCAGCGUCCUACAGAGGAUCAGACAGAAACCGUUCUCGAUCCGAGAGGGACUGUGUGUGUGGUGUAAACUGAGGAAAUACCCCUUCUGGCCAGCCAUAGUCAAGAGUGUGAACCGUAAGGCUAAGAAGGCCAGCAUUGUGUUUAUUGACCAGUUUCUGAUUGAUAAGAAGAGUAUAAGUAAAGGUUUAUCUGUCUCUCUGAGGACGCUGAAGCCGUUCGACUGUGAAGAGUAUAAACACUUUGUGGACAUUGCCAAAGAGCAGUACGGUGAAUACUUCACGUUGUGUAUGGAACUCAUCUCUGACUACAACAUCCGCAUUGGUUGUGGCUCAUUUGUCGGCUCCAUCAUUGAGUACGUUGCUGAUGAUAUCAGUCAGCCAUUGAGGAGUCAGUACUUGAAGGCUUCGUCAGAUCUUCUGUCUCCCACUCAGUGUCUGAUGGAGCAGCAGGAUAAAGACUCUGAGAUUCAGGACAUUGAGGGGCAUUCUGACCUUCAGGACUUCCAUGUGGUGAAGAAAGUUCUCCCUGACCGCACGCAAGCUGCCAGGAACCGCGCCAACCAGAGACUGGUGGACUACAUCGUGAAGAAACGAGGAGCACAGGACCGCUUACUGGCGGUCAUCAGUGGUCAGCAGGCGUCCAGGUGGCUGCAGGAUCUGCACAGCUCCAGCCGCUUGGUGGUGGGUCAGAUGUACCUGGAGGACGAGGAGCAGGUGGACGCAGUGUACUGCUACCUGGAGGAGCUGUGUCAGAGCGCCGCUAGAGCUAACCGCGGUCUGGAGAAGUCAGACCGGAUCCGCUACAUCCUGGAUGUCCUCUUCCCCGAGGCUUUGAUUUGUGCGAUAUCUGCAGUGGAUUCUGUCUCUCUGGACAAAGCAGAGGAGAAAUAUCGGCAAGGACCUCGCCAUAGCAACAGAGAGAGACAGGAGUUUGACCAGAUGAUUGAGCAGCAGAUGAAGCUGAGGGCAGCAGACUCGUCACUCUGAACCCUGCUGUGUUUAUUUACUUAUUGUUUAUAAUAAUGAUGAUCAUGUUUACUUCUAAAUGUGAAAUACAGUUGUUUUUUUUAAAUAAAAGCAUCAUGAACACA
Molecule: messenger RNA, 2254 nt
Organism: Hemibagrus wyckioides
Lineage: Eukaryota; Metazoa; Chordata; Actinopteri; Siluriformes; Bagridae
Product: PWWP domain-containing DNA repair factor 3A
Exons: 14
Coding region: 177-2150 (657 amino acids)
Source: RefSeq, a predicted model, not a curated record